CCCUCACCUCCAGACGCACUCACACAACACACACACAACACACACACACAUUCGAGUGGAGGGAGAACUGCUGAAGCUGGAGACGGCAAAAAAGAAAGGUGGAGAGAUGUCGGAUCAGCAGGGAGUCCCAGAUCAGCAGGUGGCUGGGAAAAGCCAAGGAGGAGCAGGAGCGAUCUACAAGGUCUCACUGUAUGAAUUCGAGAACUUCCGUGGGAAAAAGCUGGAGCUGUCAGCAGAAUGCAAGGACCUGAUUGAGAAGAACUUGGAGAAAGUGGGAUCAAUCAUAGUUGAGUCCGGCCCAUGGGUGGGCUUUGAGCAGAAGGGCUUUUUGGGAGAGCAGUUUGUCCUGGAGAAGGGAGAAUACCCCCGCUGGAGCACCUGGACCAACAGCCAGAACAGCUUUUGCCUGCUGUCCAUCAGACCCCUACGUGUGGAUAGCGCAGACCACAAACUACAUCUGUUUGAGAACUGCAGCUUCGCCGGGAGAAAGAUGGAAAUCGUGGACGAUGACAUUCCCAGUUUGUGGGUUCAUGGCUUCCAGGAUCGUGUGGCCAGUGCGAAAGCUGUCAACGGAACAUGGGUGGGCUACAUGUACCCUGGCUACCGCGGCCGGCAGUUUGUGUUUGAACAUGGCGACUACAAACACUGGAACGACUGGGGAGCCACAGAACCACAGCUGCAGUCCGUCCGGCGUGUGCGGGAUAUGCAGUGGCACAAACGGGGCUGUUUCACCGUUCCCACCCCCGACCCAGCUCCCAAACCCAACCCAAACCCCAAUCCCAAUCCAAACCCCAAUCCAAACCCAAACCCCAAUCCCAAUCCUGCACCCAAUCCAGCCCCAGCUCCCGCUCCCCCUGCCCCAUCCGCCACAGCUGCCAGCAGCUGAAUAGCUAAUUAUGAUGAUGAUAAUCCCAUGACCCUGCGCCUGCUCAGAGGGCCACGAAGAAAGCUGGAAAGCAAAAGUGACUGCCUUGACUCUUGUGUGUCUAUCAUUGGAAAUAAAGGCCUCGGCCCUGGUUUGAUCUCUGA
Messenger RNA from Danio rerio (zebrafish), 1029 nucleotides. RefSeq names its product crystallin, beta B3 (gene crybb3). NCBI's taxonomy places the organism in Eukaryota, Metazoa, Chordata, Actinopteri, Cypriniformes, Danionidae. The record is from RefSeq and is marked provisional.